Messenger RNA from Cydia pomonella (codling moth), 5095 nucleotides. Its product is annotated as glycerophosphocholine phosphodiesterase GPCPD1-like. Gene Ontology annotation, molecular function: glycerophosphocholine phosphodiesterase activity; starch binding. The record is from RefSeq and is a predicted model, not a curated record. Lineage: Eukaryota; Metazoa; Arthropoda; Insecta; Lepidoptera; Tortricidae. Bases 383 to 2656 code for a protein of 757 amino acids. The transcript is spliced from 7 exons. Gene Ontology annotation, biological process: glycerophospholipid catabolic process.
UCAUUUUAAAACCACCCAUUUCUACCUUUUUUUUGCACCGUUCUACCACUUCGGCAAAAUUGUAUGUGACAACACUGACUGACAGUUUCGUCUUAACUUAAGACUCGUUUUAUAACGUCAAUGUCAAGAUUGUCAAGUCAAGUCUUCAAUUUCGUUUCAAAAUCACCACUGCAAUGAAACUAAAAAGUGAACCAAUAUUUUAUAAUUUUUAAUUUCCUUCAAUAUUUUUUUAAUAAUGGUACCUGUACAUGAAAGUCUUAUAAUAUUAAAGCAGCUGAUAUUAUUUUGUUAGUGAGACCAAACUAACAAUUCGGCAAGACUUUGGAAGUACAGUGCAUUAUUGACAAAUAGUCGUCACUUGCCCACCGUCGGUAGUAGGAGCAUGCAGAGCUGGUUCUUUGCCCAGGACCGGAAAAAACCGAAAUUUAGAAUUCCUCCGAAAUCGCCCGCCAAGCUACCACCGUCACCACCCAAAAUGUAUACCGAAGAGUGGAAAUUUAGUGUAUCCGUUCCAUAUGCUAAUGUUAGUGCUCGAGAUACCGUAGUUAUUACGGGGAAUAUACCUCAGCUGGGAGAAUGGGAUUAUUUGAAAGCAGUUCCACUUGAAAAGGAACCAGGUAGAGAUGUGUGGUGUAACACUAUAACUAUCCCAAAUACAUGCGAGAUUUACUAUCGCUAUGCCGUGUGUACCUUCGAUGACCAUAACAAAGAAGCAGUCAUUGUGCGAUCCUGGGAGACCAAUGUUCGUCCUAGAGUAAUCAAGGAAAACACGCGUGAGCCAUCACUAGAUGUCUAUGGGCACUAUGAUGGUAAGGCCAGGAUCUGUAGGGGAUGGCUCACAUGUCAAACAUUACUGCAAUUUAAAUUUGUUAAAAAUCCAUUAAAGCUUAAGACUCGUUUAGCAGGGAGACUCAUGAAUAUAAAAGUAACUCCAGUCAACUUAAGUUUUGGAACUGAAGGUCAGAUUGAAGAUUCACUAAGCACUGAUACUGCUGAGGUCCCCACCGGAGUUUCUGUAGAGGUGGCUACAUUAGAUAAUGAUGCUUCUCUUUGUCAACUGCACCCCCAGGAACAAUUUGGAAAAGAGUACAGACCUAAUGAUAUUCUUAUUUUCAAUAUAACUGCACAGAAGCUAGAUAGUGUGGCUUAUUUAGUUGAUUUUUAUUGCUAUAGUACAAGAGCUUCCUCUCAGGAACCGCCAUGUCAUGUUGGUUACACUUACAUACUGCCCAACAUGUUUAAACCCUCGGAAGGAAUUUUAGAAUUGCCAGUCACAUGCAGCAUCAAGCACAGACCUCUUGGGACAGUGAACAUUCAGUAUUUAACUAUAAAUCCCAUGUCAGACUCUAAGCUUAACUCUUUUGAGGUUUCAUAUGCAAAGCAUUGGGAUCCUGCAUGGACUGGGUUGGAAGUAGGGCAUCGGGGACUGGGAGCUAGCUUCAAAAAGAAAGAAGGAAAUUCUAUUCGUGAAAAUACCAUAGCUUCUCUUAAACAGGCAGCUGCAAGUGGUGCAGACAUGCUUGAGUUUGAUGUUCAGCUAAGUAAAGAUAUGAUACCAGUUAUAUAUCAUGACUUUUAUGUAUGUAUUUCUAUGAAAAGAAAGAAGGAAGUUGACUUCACAGAAAUGCUAGAAUUGCCUGUGAAGGACUUGACUUUGGAACAGCUUCAGAAACUUAAGGUAUACCACUUAGUUGAGGGACGAAGCCAUGAAGCCCUCUUUUUUGAUGAAGAUUUAGAAGAACACCAGCCAUUUCCAACUUUGGAAUUGGCAUUAAACACUAUAGAUAGCCAUGUUGGGUUCAAUGUUGAGCUUAAAUGGACCAUGGAAUUGGAGGAUGGCACAUUUGAGCUGAAUAACCCAUUUGAUAUGAAUAUUUACGUUGAUAAGGUACUGGAAAUUGUUCUGAAGCAUGCAGGAUCGAGAAACAUCGUGUUUUCCUGUUUCAAUCCUGAUAUCUGCACAAUGGUCAGAAACAAGCAAAACAAAUAUCCUGUUAUGUUUCUAACUAUCGGUGUAACAAGUAGAUAUAAGCCAUACAGAGACCCCAGGUGCCUAUCAAUUCCGGCUGCGGUACAAAACGCUAUUAGCUCAGACAUUUUGGGCAUAGUUGUGCACACAGAAGACCUGCUCAGAGAUCCUACCCAGGUCAAGUUGGCGACGGACGCCGGAUUGGUGAUAUUCUGUUGGGGCGACGACAAUAAUGACAAAACUACCAUCAAGAAACUUAAAGAUCUCGGUCUUCAUGCUGUCAUAUACGACAAACUUGACCAGUACAUCACCAAAGAAGUUAAGGAAAGCAUAUUCCUGAUGGAAGCGCGCGAAUCCCAGCGCGAUGUCAUUCGCCUGGCCGCGCUCGAGUCGCCCGCGUCCGCGUCCGCGAGCUGCGCCUCCGUGGAGGUCCCGCGCGACGCCGCGCGGCCCUACCUCGACCUAGCCGCUCGCUUCGCCGCAGCGCCCUCCACCGUAACCUCCCUAGAGUCCCUCGCGUCCACCGACGACGAGGAUAGAAACUUGAAGAGAAACCGGGACAUUAUCGCUUGCAUUGACAAAGAAUCCCAAGUAAAGGAGCAGCGCCACAACUUCCAAGGCCUGUUUCCGGCCGGCGACAAUAAGUCCGCUAGUAUGAAAAAGUCGCGAAAGAGUGACGCUGAAUGAAUUUAUCUAGCCUAGAGCUUGCAGCAAAGUAUGUUUUUGAUUUUAUUUUUUGCUCAAUUUGUAGUUAAUUAUUUUCAUUAAGGGCAGUAAAUGCGGAUCGCUUUGCUUGAUAUGACCUGUUUUAAUUGCUCUUAAAGUUAGUUUUACUUCAUCUGUACAGGUAUUAAUUUUAAAUUGUUUCCAGUAACGUAACACAUUUCUUUUCUUUUUUUUUUCAUAAAUCGUAAUUAAUAGAUUGCAUUGAUUUCUGGAUACUUAAUGUAAUAUUGCCAUUGUUUGAAUCAUGUUAAGUCAACUUAUAAUCUGCAACAGUACAACUGCUUGCAAUAUUCGAUAUCAUAGUUACCACUUUAUUAAUUUUAAGUCAUGGAUAACAUUCCCAAAAUAUAGUACAGUUGUAAAAUUUUUGGCAUCAGUGUCAGGCUGUUAGCUAAGCCUAAAACUCAGUCAAUAACUUAAACUUCAAUAAAAAUUAUAUGCCUUCAACUCUACAAACCUCUCUACUUUUUGUGUUAGCUAUGAAUAUUAUUAUUAUACAUAGGUAGUAUAAAAAUAUAAACAAUAAUUUGAACUUGAUUAUCUGUUAAAAAUAUAAAGUAAUAAAUUAAAGAGUAAGAACAACAAUAAAGAAAAUGAACAAUGAUCUUGAUCAGUAACCCGUCGUAGAUUUUUUUUUACAUUAAUAACUAGUUUUUUGUAGGAUGUACCCAUGUACCAAUACUUAUUAGGCGCUCAUGUCACAUUUCUGAAGGCGAUUAUCUUCAAGUCAAUCUGCUCAUAGUUGAGGAGUGUCUUUUCAAAAGGGCUUAUUUGAAAAGACCAGAGAUGUGGAAAAUAGUUUGUAAAAGUAUUUAAAUACAGAAUACAAAUACUUCUUUGAUAUACUAUUUCAAAAUCAAAAUACAUACUAGUUUUCAAAUUUGCAUUUAAAAUACUAAAUACAACAUAGGUAUUUUCAUAAUACUUUGCGAUAAAAAGUAAUGGAUUUUUAAGUGAUGGUUUUUAACGGUAAAUUUUUAAAACCAAUUAGAUUUGUAAUGUUUUACAACUUAUACCUCUCUUAGGUUGGUGAAAACGCUUCGUUUGUGUUUUACCAGGGCAGAAAAGUUUGUUCCCCUUUCGUGCCUUGAAACCCUCGCAACGCUUCCACAUUUUUAACCACUCGUUACGCUUGUGGGCAUGUUUACAAAACAGAUUCACCAAUUCCAUGUUAACUGAAUGAGAGCGGUGCAAGGAUUGUAACGUCAGACGGGAUUGUAACUCCUACCUACUUUACCUACUAACAAAUAUUUUGUAUUUUUAAAAUAGAAAAUUGGUCCCAAAAACUAUUUCAAAUAAAAUCCAAAAUAGUUUUCUUCAAAAGGUAAAUACAAAAUAUGUAUUUUGCAUUUCAAAUAAGUCACAUAUCUGGAAAAGACACUCCUCAGUUAUUAUUUAAAAAAAACAUCUUUAUAAUUUGCCUAAUAAAGCCCCUCUUAUACUAUAUAUAAAUUAAUAUAUAUAUAUAUAUAUAUAUAUAUAUAUAUAUAUAUAUAUAUUUAUAAUUCAUUUCUAACGUUACGGUUUUAAUUGUGUCGAAAGAUGGCAGUAAAAUUACGUAACUACAAAGUUUUCUUUGACAAUACACCUCUAAUUCAAAUUAUCUUUGAUCUAGACAUGACAUCUCAGUUCUACCUGUAUCCUACUAGUAGCGAAAAGGUACCUUACGGCGGUUGGCGCUUAAGUCGCGUAGCACCGUAUGAAUAUUGGAGCAUCGUUAAUAACAGCGUAAGCGCCGACCGCCAUAAGGUACCUUUACCCGUGGAAUGUCACCUAUAGUCUGUAGUGGUUAAUGUAGUGUAAAAAUAUUUUACAUAAUGUCAAUAUCCAAAGAGGAAAGUGGGGACUAGGAUUGUAUGAAGAAGCGGUCGUUCAUUAGCCUCUUAAUUUAAUAUUAAAACUUCGUGAUCCUCGCACUCCUCCCUGGCUCUGAUGUCUGUGCUGCCACCUAGUGCACGUCAUUCAGAUAGCUCUUUUUUUUGACGCCUUUCGCUUUCCAGCGAUAGACUUAUCGUCUGGCGUUUACUUCGUAAGCCUCCUGGAUCCUCGAGGCCCUUUUAAAGUUAAAGUUAAUUUUUUUUUUUUUUAAAGAAGACAAGGUUCCAAAUAUAAAAACAAAACUAAAGCUUCUAAGAAUGAGGAGGUUAGAUGAGCUGACUCUAAAUUAAUUUUAUUAGUGGCUUAUUCUUGCUUCGUUUCUGUUUGCCUAUGAAACUUUUAUAGAACAACAUUGAAAGAACAUUAAUUAUCCUUAUUGUUUAUUUGUCUGUGAUAAGUAGUGGUCAAGUUUUUUUAAAUAGAUAGUAACAUUCAUAAUUUUAAUUAUAAGAUGUAGGUAUGGCUAAAUUCAAUAUUUUUCUGUAUAAUUUUAAAAUUUUAUUAAAGUGUAUUUUAACGUAA